Tuber melanosporum (Perigord truffle) is the source of this 1408-nucleotide messenger RNA. RefSeq lists its product as uncharacterized. The transcript has 2 exons. Gene Ontology annotation, biological process: dephosphorylation. NCBI's taxonomy places the organism in Eukaryota, Fungi, Ascomycota, Pezizomycetes, Pezizales, Tuberaceae. Bases 1 to 885 code for a protein of 294 amino acids. The record is from RefSeq and is a predicted model, not a curated record. Gene Ontology annotation, molecular function: phosphatase activity.
AUGAGGGAUUGUUUGAACAAGGUCAUUGAAGCUAUCAAGGAUUCGGAUCUCUCUCCCCUACCUCCAAACCGGGAAAUGCUUAUUCGCUCAGGAUGGACGAAGCAUAUUGGGACAAUGUUGGAUGGUACAGUGGUGAUUGUACGGCAAAUUGCCCUCGAGCAUAGCCAUGUUCUCAUUCAUUGCUCUGAUGGAUGGGAUAGGACCAGUCAGCUCAGCUCUCUAGCGCAAAUAUGUCUGGAUCCAUAUUUCAGGACUAUAGACGGGUUUAUGGCGCUGGUGGAAAAGGAUUGGGUCAGCUUUGGUCACAGGUUCCGUGACCGUUGUGGCUUUCUCGGGAGUGAUAAGUGGUUCAUAGAGAAGAAAGUCUCCCCGGUGUUUCACCAAUUCCUCGACGCAACCUAUCAAAUCCUGUACCAGAACCCCACACGCUUUGAGUACAAUGAGCGUUUCCUAAGAAGGCUCCUAUAUCAUCUGUACUCUUGCCAGUACGGCACCUUCCUCCAUAACAACGACAAAGAACGUCACGACGCGCGGAUCCAGGAGCGCAGCCGCAGCGUGUGGGACUACUUUCUCGCUCGAAGGGAGAUGUGGACCAACGAAAAGUACGACCCUGCUGCCGACGGCGCUGAUAGGGAGAGGGAAAUUGAUGGGGGGAGGGUGCUGUUCCCGAGAACCGGCGCGGCGAUCAGAUGGUGGGAGGAGUGCUGGGGGAGGGAAGUGGGGGAAAUGAACGGGAGCGCUAUUAGUUUGCCUGCUCCGAGCCUCCCUGAGGAAGGGGAUGGGGGUGGAACUGGAGGUGGAGGAAGGGGGGCCAGUCCGGCACCCGGGUGGCAGGGUGGGAGUGUUGGUGGGAGCGAUAAAGGGAUAGAUGUUGAGAUGAUGUAGACUUGUAUUGUCCUGUUUCUAUUCCUCUCUACCGUAUGUUUUUUCUUUUUUCUUGUUUUUCUCUUUCGUUCUUUCACCCUUUUCUUAUUUUCCUCUGUUCCCUCCUCCUCUCCCCUAAUCGGGGUUGUUAGUUAGGUUGCUAGUUUCUGCAUGUAUUUCGGCAUCCAAUCGCAUGGUGGUUUGACAGUUUCUGCCUGCUCUAUCUCGUUAGUUAUCUUCGUUAGUUGGUUCGCUUCAUCAACACAUUUGGUCAUGGAUGCUUGUGCUUGGCAGUUUAUUAAGUGCCGGUAUUUGGGCGCUUUGCCGCCAAAUACCGGUAGACACAUAUCAAUACCAGGGUGUCUGAAAGCUUUAUAAAUUGCUAGCCUACCGUAGUCCAUACUAGCGGCCUAAGGGUCAGCAGAACCUUCUUUUUUUUUCCGCUCUUUUUCUCCCAUUCUCCUCGUCAUUUCCCUUACUCGAGUAUGAUGAUACAGUACCGGUACGCUAUCAUACCGUCCUCUCCUCCCCCCGGGAAUCCCUC